AUGGUGUGGGUGCUGUACUGUACAACAGCUUUUACACUCCUUGCCCUCGCUCUGAAGGUGUCUGUCUUAGGCCCUCACCGGAUCAAUAAUAUCUCCAUCCUCCGGAUCAAUAAUAUCUCCAUCCUCCGGAGUCGAACAGACGACUCCUGCAUCCAACAGUGGCAUGGUUUCGGACAGGAGCUUGUGAAAAAAGUGCAUGCAUGCACUUUGCUGAUGUACAUGUGUUAUACUGUACGGCAGUUGCUACAGUAUUCAGUUCUCAAUCGCCUGCAUCCGCUCGAUGGAUGUGGUAUGAUCAUCGGGACCCGAGGAUAA
Molecule: messenger RNA, 315 nt
Organism: Volvox carteri f. nagariensis
Lineage: Eukaryota; Viridiplantae; Chlorophyta; Chlorophyceae; Chlamydomonadales; Volvocaceae
Exons: 5
Coding region: 1-315 (104 amino acids)
Source: RefSeq, a predicted model, not a curated record